UUAGACACGGAGACGGCAAUGACAGCCACUGUGGACCAAAGGUACUAAAGUGACAGUUCAGAUACAUGGUCAUUCAAAUAUCUACCGAACGCAUCUUUCCCCGUCACUUGUACCGAAUGGGACUUUGAAGAAACCAACAGCAAAGGGAUCUCAGCACGCUUGUCGCUUUUUCAUUCAUUCGUGCGUAACUUUGAACGGGAUUCUCUCCACUCUGCGGGUACCGACCCCAUCUGAGCUUACAGAGAAAAAAAACUUUUGGAGACUUCUCCCGCAGGAUUCUAGAACUUUUUAAUACAUUCUUCCUCAGCAAGUUCCGUUCGCGUUUUCGCAUGAAUCUACUCGACCCGUACCUGAAUAUGAGCGAGGAACAGGAGAAGCGGCUCUCCCUCUCUGACGCCCCGAGUCCGAGCAUGUCCGUGGACUCCGCAGGCUCUCCGUGCCCCUCGGGCUCUGGCUCUGACACCGAGAACACCAGGCCGUCCGAGAACCACAUACUCGGACCCGAUGGCACGCUCUUUCCCAAAGGAGAAGGAGAGGACGAGAAGUUCCCCGUCUGCAUCCGCGAUGCGGUCUCGCAGGUCCUGAAGGGGUACGACUGGACGCUGGUGCCCAUGCCCGUAAGGGUGAACGGUUCCAGCAAGCCCAAGCCCCACGUUAAGAGACCCAUGAACGCCUUCAUGGUCUGGGCACAGGCUGCGCGCAGGAAACUAGCUGACCAGUACCCGCACCUCCACAACGCGGAGCUGAGCAAAACCCUGGGCAAACUUUGGAGGCUGCUGAACGAGUCAGAGAAGCGGCCAUUUGUGGAAGAGGCGGAGAGACUGAGAGUCCAGCACAAGAAAGAUCACCCCGACUACAAGUACCAGCCACGCCGACGGAAGUCUGUCAAGAACGGCCAGAGCGAGUCGGAGGACGGCGAGCAGACCCACAUCUCCCCCAAUGCCAUCUUCAAAGCACUGCAGGCCGACUCCCCCGCAUCCAGCAUAGGCGACGCGCACUCUCCGGGCGACCAUUCGGGCCAAUCCCAGGGCCCACCCACGCCCCCCACCACCCCCAAGACAGACGUGCCGCCGAGUGGCGGCAAGGCCGAGCUGAAGCGUGAGUCCAGGCCCAUCGCCAUGGGUGACCCAUCCUCAGCGCGGCAACCCAGCAGCAUCUUCGACGACGUGGACAUUGACAUCAUCCCCAACAUCGACUUCGACGUGGACGAGUUCAAUCAGUACCUGCCCACGCACAGCGCGCACCAGGCGGGCAUGGUGCCCGGGGCCCAGGGUUACGGCUACGGCAGCCAGGUGGCAUCGGGUGGCAGCGGGCAGAGCUGGAUGUCCAAACAGCAGCAGCAGCAGCAGCAGCAGAAUGGCAACCAGCAGCAGGGGCAGAGCCAGUCGAGCAGCGGGCACUCCCUCACCACGCUGUCCAGCGCCGCCGAGUCGCGCCAGCCGGCCCAGAUCAAGACGGAGCAGAUGAGCCCGGGCCACUACAGCGACCAGCAGGGCAGCUCUCCGCCGCAGCAGGUGGCGUACGGCUCCUUCAGCCUGCAGCACUACACCGCAGCAGCAGCAGCCGCCGCCGCCGCAGCCGCAUCAGGGUACACCAGCCUCGGCCGCGCCGGCGCCCCGCAGUACGACUACGACCACCACCAGGGCGGCGCCAGCUCCUACUACACCGGAGGUGGUGGAAGUGGCGGCCAGGGUUCCCAGAGCCUCUACCCAGGCUUCAGCUCCUACAUGAACCCCAGCCAGAGGCCUCUCUACACCCCCAUCGCAGACCCCACCGGGGUGCCUUCCGUGCCCCAGAAUCACAGCCCCCAGCAGUGGGACCAGCAGCCUGUUUACACCCAGCUCUCCAGACCCUGAAGAGACACACAUAAGGGGGGGAGGGAUAGAGAGCUAGAGAGAGAGAAAGAAAGAGCUCACCGCACAAGCUGAACAUCAGCACUCACUCUCAUAGAGACUGGACAAUGA
Messenger RNA from Engraulis encrasicolus (European anchovy), 1964 nucleotides. Its product is annotated as transcription factor Sox-9-B-like. Gene Ontology annotation, cellular component: nucleus. The transcript has 3 exons. The record is from RefSeq and is a predicted model, not a curated record. Gene Ontology annotation, biological process: chondrocyte differentiation; oligodendrocyte differentiation; morphogenesis of an epithelium. The coding region runs from base 330 to 1856 and encodes 508 amino acids. Lineage: Eukaryota; Metazoa; Chordata; Actinopteri; Clupeiformes; Engraulidae. Gene Ontology annotation, molecular function: DNA-binding transcription factor activity, RNA polymerase II-specific; RNA polymerase II cis-regulatory region sequence-specific DNA binding.